Coregonus sp. 'balchen' is the source of this 4257-nucleotide messenger RNA. NCBI's taxonomy places the organism in Eukaryota, Metazoa, Chordata, Actinopteri, Salmoniformes, Salmonidae. The record is from the annotation of a GenBank genome assembly.
AUGGAUCCUAUUAGGGCUGCUGCUCCUUUGCUAUGGUUUUCCCUGUGCUUUGGGAAUAUUGUGGAGGCAGCGGUACUUGGAUCAUUGCAGCACCCCUCCAGCGCAGAUGAUAACGGGCUUGUUUCACAUCUGGAUGAGCAGAGUCGGCGAAAGCCGACCGUGGUGUCCAGGAAAGAGCCUCGGAUAAAUGAUACUAUCGUCCCCCAUGACUAUAUGGUAUCUCUAUACAGGACACUCUCUGAGAUAGAGAAAAGAGGGCUUAACAGCAGUGUUCCUCGCGCCGCAAGUCACGCCAACACCGUGACCAGUUUCGUGGAUCAAGGAAAAGGUGGGUGAAAGUGAUAUCAGUAGCCUAGACUUAUUAUUACUACUCGAGGUAGACUGUUAACCAUGGUGGUUGUCAUUUAUUCAGAGUUUGAAGGCUAUUCAAGUAGCUGUUUAUACUGCAUUUAAUACGUUAAUUGUGAUUAAUUGGUUAACCUAUAAUCAAUCAGUUAUCCAAAUAUCUAUAGUGCAAAUUGCUGUAUUAUAGCUCAGCCUAUGUGGACUAGUCUGUGUUGGAAAGGAUAUGGUAAAUACGAGACUGUAAAGGAAAUAUGCAACAAGUGAUUUAGGUAUAUUUUGAAAAAUGUCUGUCAUAGGAUUUACUUUUUUUCUCCACAUUAAUUCAUUAAAAUAGCAACUCAUCAUUCAAAAAACAUAAAUUGCAAUAUCUUAAUAAAACUGAUACCCUAACAGCGAAUUUCUUGACAAUUUCCUUCUCCAGCAUUCAUUAUUUAUGAAUGCAUUAAUUUCAAAUGCGCCCCUAUAGGCCUACACAUUCCGACAACAAUGAUUUAUUGAAAAGUCAAAAGUAAUGUAGGUUACAAAUGAAACAUUAUUUGGGAAGGUAUAGUACAUUUGUUUCACAUUUAUAUGGGAAAUACUCUAAAUACUUCCAACUAAAUAUGAAGUCAAAUGUCUCGGAUUUCCAACAUCUGUGAUGUAUAAACCUCACUGGCACCUUGAGCUAAACACUUCGAAAAGGUCUGCUUUCCCCCAAUCCAGGUGUUGCUGAUAAAAAUAUACUUGUAAUUUAAAACUGGUGUUCAAUGAUUGUCACAGAAUAUUUGUUUAAAUAAAUAUACUCUUUCAGUAGGCCUAUUCCAUAAACUUUAAUUGCAAGAAUAAGUCACCAAACUAGCUAUGUCCAAAACACACGUAUCCCUUAACUACAGUAUGUCCAAAACUGUUGUUUUCAAUUGGGCUAUUGUGCAUUUUUGCAUUGUGCAAUUUGUUAAUCAGGACUCGGAAUACAUUUGUAUGCAAUAUAAAUAACAAUGUUUUAGGUUAAUUGAAACCUAUAAAUUAUAACAAUAGCAAUAAUGAAAACUAUAAUAAUAACAACAACAACGAUUAUUACAAUUUUUGUUUGUAGGGACCUGUGGUAAGGAAUUAUUUAUCUACUCCCUCUCAAAACAUGUUAUACUGGGUGUUAAGUUGUGUGUUAAGAAAUGUGUUAUUAUUUUCAUUUACAUAGUCUUUUUGAUUGAUUGAUUCCAAACUUGUUUUAAUUAUCAAACAAAAUUAGGAGAGAAAAGUGCAGGUAAUUAAACAUAAUGUUAAAUUAGAUUCCAGAAAAGGCAUGAAAAUCUUUUCUGUCUUAACGCAAGUUCAUUUAAAUGCAUUAAUAAUACAAGAAGUAUCAUUUUAUAUCCCUGAAGAGUCAUUCCUUGCAUUUUUGUUUCAGAGUCAGCGAUUAGUAUUACAACAAUACUAUCGUUUUUUAUUGAUGUAAUUUAGUUCUGCCAAUUUUUCUGGGGGGGGGGGGGGGGGGGUCAAUGUGCACCUGCGUGCGAGUUUGAAUAUAUUGCAAUGAUUUCCUAUUCACUUGACCCAAUAAAGCUCUGAGUUCACCUCAGGUACAUGUAGACACAGAAGGGAUGAAAAGAAUGCAGCUUCAUCUUUUAUACACUGAGACUACAGAAAUGUCUGGGUUAUGUCAUUGUUUUGUCUAGCAAGCGGAUAUUUGCUAGGAUAGUGCUGCUCCCUUCACCUUUCAUUGUCUGGGUAUUCCACUGAAGCCUGCCUGGCUGGUCUUUCUCACAGGGGGACAACGGGUACAGAUCCUCUGCACUCACCAAAGACUUGUGUGUUCUUUUCCAGCAGGAGCCUCACUGUGCACAAUAACAUUUUAUUUUGAGGUCCCUUCAAUAAUGCAUCGAUGACACGACACCACAAUCUGGCCUUGGAUUCUUAUGCUACCCAUCUGUAUUGGAGAAGAAAGUUCCUUCAUGUUUUACCAUGGAACUGUGGUUUCGUCCUCAGGUUGCACUGUAUCCCAGGACCUCAUGCUUGGGCUGGAUGUCAACAUAAAAACUUUUGAAACAGUCUGUUCCCUCUUAGCAAGCUUUCCCCCCUGCCACAUCUCAUGGAUGCAACUGUGGUAUGGCUGAUAUACUGUGAAUAGCUUUUACGUGCCAAUCUAAAUUCACAGCGGAGAGGAGGACGUGGACUUGACUAAGACAUCAGAGAUGCAUAGAAAUUAUUUAAAGAUUCUACUGUUUGUCUUUCUUUUUCAUGUAUGUGAUACCUCAUCAGGAGGUGAGUGCCAGGUUGCUGUUUGUUUUGUGGAUUACAGCUGUAUGUGCACCCAGCAAGUUAUGAAAUCCAAACAUUAAACUAAACCUACAUUAAAUUCCCAUCACUUUGGUGUGUUCAAAUCUCUAAAAACACCACUCCUCAGAAAUGUACAACCUCUCUAUGAGAAAUAUGGACAGAGGAAGAGAGGGAGGGAGUUGAGGCCACUUCAGUUUACAUUUCUCCAGUGUCUCGCCAAGCCCUCCUCUCACUCAAUCAGUGUAAUUAGUGCAUUCUGCCAAGGGCUUGGGCCUGCCUAGAGGUCAGCCAAGUGCUUUCCUCCUGGCCUGCUCCUGCAGCUUUCGUCAGCUCUGUUGCUUGCAUGUGGACUCAGGCGAUUCAGGCCCAAACAGUAUUCCCACCGAGGGGGACACACACAGACACAUGCUUCAUGGCCGCAUGCUUUCUGUCCACCUUAGAAAGCCACUGCAAUUGACCAAAGGGGAGUUCGUGCCAAACGUUGAAUACUUGUUUACAUAUGGUCACAGACACUCAAAGAGAUUUAAGUCGGCUGACGUCCAGUGCUUGAUUUACGUUUACCACCCUCUUUUUGAGUAACAGUGUUUUAAUAACUGUGCAUGUGUGUUGGUGUGAGAUUCAAAUGACUAGCCUGUAUUUUAUUCCCCUACAGAUCACGCCUCCUGGGGAAGUCGCCAGCGCUAUCUCUUCGACCUCUCCAGCCUGUCCAGGACAGAUGAGCUCGUGGAGGCAGAACUGAGGAUCCUGAGAAAGCCACCGCUGGAUCUCCUUCCUGUGCUGACGUGGGGCGGGAACCUUUAUCGCCUCCUCCUCUACACAUGUUCCUCUGAGGGGAACUCUGGGAGACGGCUGCUGGACUCCAGGAGAGUUGACGUUCUGGACCGCGAGCCUCCCAAAUGGGAUGUCUUUGACGUGUGGGCCAGCGUGAAGGCUCGGCGGAGGAGCCACAGGACAGCAGCAGGCAACGACCUCCUCGUGGCCUGCUUUGACCUGCUGAUCGUUUCGGAGUUGACCAAAGAGGCAGCCAACCCUCUUACAGUAGGGCUGGGACGCCGGUCUCGGCAGCCCCAGGAGAGGGCCUUGCUGGUGGCUUUUUCUCGCACCCGCAGGAAAGAGAACCUGUUCAAGGAGAUCAGGGAGCAGAUGAAGACAGUGCGAAGAGACUUGGGUUUUCUGGACCCUUUGGACCUCUCUGGUGAUGUGGUUGGUCACCUACCCAGGCGACGCCGACGCCGGACUGCCCUCACCAGCCGAUCUAUAGGCGGAGCUGGUGGGGGAGGAGGGGGAGGUGGUGGUGGAGGAGCGGGAGGAGGAAGGGGCGGUGGAGGCGGGGGGCGCAGGAAGACUCGCUGCAGCCGUAGGCCGCUCCACGUCAACUUCAAGGAGUUGGGCUGGGACGACUGGAUCAUCGCACCGCUAGAUUACGAGGCGCACCACUGUGAGGGCGUGUGCGACUUUCCGCUGCGCUCACACCUGGAGCCUACAAAUCACGCCAUCAUUCAGACACUUAUGAAUUCUAUGGACCCUGACUCCAGCCCGCCCAGCUGCUGUGUCCCCUCCAAACUCAGCCCCAUCAGCAUCCUCUACAUUGACUCUGGCAACAAUGUGGUCUACAAGCAGUAUGAGGACAUGGUGGUGGAGAGCUGUGGCUGCAGGUAG